AUGGGGGCUCUGAGACCUCGGCUCUGCAUGAAGGAUGCUCACCCCAUUGACACCGGUGAUUCUAAGGUGAAGAGAGAAAAGCUAUUCCUCACAGAGCCUAACUCUAAUUCUCUGCUUACAGAAAUCCAAGCUGCAUCUGAACUACCCAAGGAAAAGUGUACUCUAGCAGAGGAGCAGACCUUGAAAGUGGAUGGUCCCGUCACCCACGACACGGAUUCCAACAGCCGGAAGGCUUGGCAGAGUCUGAAAGAUAAAGGGGAGGUCCAGACGAUGGCAAUCACAGAGAGAGUCUCGGGGGAGUUUAGUCAAGUCCAGGUGGGGAGGUACCUCCUAAAAGACAUCCCCAGUGAGAGCAUGCUGCACAUCUGAAUGACCAACCUUUGAAUGGAGGACACAGGACUGUACCGAUGUGUGAUCUACCAGCCUCCCAAGGACCCCAUCAUCCGGUUCUACCCUGUCCACCUGGUGGACCAAGAGAGGUGGGUGAAAGAUCCUUCAGGUACCCCUGCCUCAGGUGAGAAUCCUACCCAGAACUUGGCUCAGAUUCCCACCCUUCCUCCUAUCACCACCAAGACUGUGACCCAACGCCUCCCCAUGUCAGCUACCAGCGUCUCCUCUCCUGGCCUGAAAGUCACCCCCACAAAUGUGACAGAUGUCACCAGGGCCCCUGGGACCAGCAUUGUCAUUCCCGUGGUACGUGGACUCCUGAGUAAGAGCCUGGUCUUCAUUGCUGCUGUCACGCAGAGGUCAUUUGCCUCCUAG
This is a messenger RNA of Lipotes vexillifer (Yangtze River dolphin), 762 nucleotides long. RefSeq names its product triggering receptor expressed on myeloid cells 1 (gene TREM1). The record is from RefSeq and is a predicted model, not a curated record. NCBI's taxonomy places the organism in Eukaryota, Metazoa, Chordata, Mammalia, Artiodactyla, Lipotidae. Gene Ontology annotation, biological process: neutrophil-mediated killing of gram-negative bacterium; neutrophil chemotaxis; cytokine production involved in immune response.